Messenger RNA from Rhinocladiella mackenziei CBS 650.93, 1350 nucleotides. RefSeq lists its product as uncharacterized. Bases 1 to 1350 code for a protein of 449 amino acids. The record is from RefSeq and is a predicted model, not a curated record. Gene Ontology annotation, molecular function: protein binding. The transcript has a single exon. Lineage: Eukaryota; Fungi; Ascomycota; Eurotiomycetes; Chaetothyriales; Herpotrichiellaceae.
AUGUUCGACAUCAUCUGCACUUUGCCUCUACAAUCCGACGUCUUUGCCCAAGUUAUCCAUCCCUCCGAGCCUCUAUUUACAGUCGGCUUAUCUUCAGGGCAUGUGCACACAUACAAACUCCCCUCCGACUCUGAUGUCGUCGAGGAUACCUCUGAAGGCAGCUCCUCUUCACCACCGAAAACCUCAAAUCUGAUCAACGGUUCUGGAUCAACCCCCAUUUUACCAUCCCUUCGCCGGUCAUCGACAGGAAGCGUCUCGGAAAGUGGGUUAGGAUCAAUAAAUACACUUUGGACCACGAGAAGACACAAGGGCUCAUGUCGAUGUCUUGCUUUCAGUCAUGAUGGAGAAACAUGCUACUCGGCCGGGACUGAUGGUUUGGUAAAGGCCUUCACCACGGACACGGGAAGAGUCAUCAGCAAGAUAGCAAUUCCGCCAUCCAUUGAAGAGGAAGAAGUUGAUGGACCUACGGUAUUACGCGCUCUAUCACCGCAAGCGCUUCUGCUUGGCACAGACUCGGGGAAGCUGUAUCUGCAAGACUUGAGGCAAGGGGGGAAAGAGAUCGCGUCCAGUGCUAGUCAGACGUGGACUCCUCACGGCGACGAACAUGUCAAUGCACUGGUGCCUUUGCCCGUCGGUGAAACUAGUACCAGCGGAUUUCCCAAGCAAUGGGUCAGCGUGGGCGGCACCACACUUGCAGUGACUGAUCUUCGCAAAGGGACGAUGGUGACAAGUGAGGACCAGGAAAUUGAAUUGACCAGCAUAGCUGUGGUUCAGGGUCUCCAAAAGGGCGGCACCAGUGUCGGUGAGAAAGUCCUGGUGGGUCAAAGCGACGGCGUUGUAAGUCUGUGGGAAAAAGGUGUCUGGGACGAUCUUGAUGAACGGAUCGUAGUCGAUCGAGGAGGACUAGCAGUGGAGAGCUUGGCCGAAGUCCCGUUCGGCUCUUUCCGGGGCAAGUUGAAGAUGAACGAAAAAAUCGUGGCUGCGGGCUUGGAAGACGGAAGAGUUCGAUUCAUUCGUCUGGGCCGCAAUGGGGUUUUGGCCGACGCGGAUGCCAAGCACGACGAUAUCGAUGGAGUGGUGGGCCUCGGAUUCGAUGUGGAGGGUCGCAUGAUCAGCGGGGGAGGCCAAACCGUCAAAGUGUGGACAGAAGCCAAAGGUUUGCCCGGUGGGGGACGAAGUGGAAUUUCGAAACACGAUCUGUCUUCUUCCGACGACGACGGCGGUGAAGAAUCUGAUAGGGAAGACGACGGCGACGACGAAGAGCAGAGCACAAAGCCAAAACGAAAAAAGCGAAAGAGGAACAAGGGAAAAGACAAAUCGGGUGGGAAGGCGUUGGACUUCUCCCUAUGA